AGAGAGAGAGAGAGAGAGAGAAUGAACGGCGGAGGUCAGAUGCCAGGCAUGGGAGGCAUGUCCCCACCAUCUUCUCCGAUGAUGAACAACGGCUCAGGAGGAGGGAUGAUGAUGCACCGCCGUCACAUGAUGAUGCAUAUGACAUUCUUCUGGGGCAAGAACGCCGAGAUUCUUUUCUCCGGCUGGCCUGGUUCAGACAACCUGGGCAUGUACGUUCUGGCCCUCGUUUUCAUCUUCGUUCUCGCCCUAAUCGUCGAAUGGCUCUCUCACUGCAAACUCAUCAAAGAAGGCUCGAAUCAUGUGGCGGCUGGUCUGGUUCAAACCCUAAUGUACGGUUUAAGGAUUGGGUUGGCUUACAUGGUGAUGUUGGCGGUCAUGUCUUUCAAUGCCGGUGUGUUUCUGGCAGCUGUUGCUGGGCACACUUUAGGGUUCUUGGUUUUUGGGAGCAGGGUUUUCAAUAAGAAGUCAUCGUCGACGUUUCGGAAGACCUCAGAUCUGCCUCCGAUGAGCUGCUGAUAUGGAGGUGUGAUUUGCGUCUCUCGGAUUUAAGCUUGAAUUGUCGGUGUAAUUAGAGUUUGUGUCUUUGUGGGCAUGCUUGUAUGUUGUUUCAAAUUAACAUUAAGAACAGAUUUAAGAUAUAUAAGUUGUUGAAUUAUGAAUUUAUGAUGGUAUUUUUGCACUAAAUCUCUCAUUUAGAAAGUUGGGUUUUCAAUUAACCCUAGUGAAACGAAAUUUAAUGGAAGACCAAGUCGGAAAUUGAGCUAUAUUGAAGCUUUCAC
Ilex paraguariensis (yerba mate) is the source of this 779-nucleotide messenger RNA. The record is from the annotation of a GenBank genome assembly. Lineage: Eukaryota; Viridiplantae; Streptophyta; Magnoliopsida; Aquifoliales; Aquifoliaceae.